AUACUGCGGUAGGAUCUGCGCCAGGCGACUCCCCGCCGAGCCCUCCGACAACCACCUCGGCUUGGAGUCGGCGGUGACUUUUGACGAGCGACUUCACCUCAUCAUGCGCGCAUGCACCGAACGGUGGUCAAGCUGCAACGACACCCCAGCAGCAGGCACCUAGCUACCCAUAUAUAGGUCCGCCGGCGCCAUGCUUCUUCCGGUGCAAGCUGCAAGCAGUUGCCGCGUACGGCGUGAUCUGCAGAAGCUGCAGCAGACCCGCGCGGCGGGCACCGUCGCAGCCGGCGUCUAUUGAUGCCGCUGCUGAUGUUGAAGACCAUCCUGGAGGGCGCCGUGGUCCGCAUCGCCGCUGCCGCCGCCGCCGAGGAGGACGAGGAGAACGUCGCCGCCACCGCCGCAGUGGAGGAGGAGAAUGUCACCGCCACCACUGCCGCCGCCGCCGCGGAGGAGGAGGAGGAGAAGGAGAAGGCGUGAGCUGUGUGCAGCGUAACUUACGGCGGCGGUACCCUGCCAAUGGCCCACGCCUUCCAGCAGCGGCACAGCAGUAGACUUAGUGGGCUGCAACCAGCGAGAUCGCAAGAUGGGAGUGACGAGCGUGUAUGUGUGCUUGCAAAGUGGUGUGCGUGCACGCAUGUCCUUGCUUGUGUGCGUGCCUUGUGUUUGGUGAUUGGUGCGGCGGGCACGCCGGCAGGUUGCGGUUUAGUGUGUAUGAAAAUGUGUCAUUUGUCUUAACGCCGGGUCACUACCUAGUGCCAGGCAACAUCAGCGAACAUGGAUGGUGUGGGGAGAAUGGAGCUGGCAAGAAAGAGUAUCAUGCCACCGAAGCUCACAAACAUUGCGAAGCAAGGCACUUGCUGUACUUUGUGAGCCGUGGCGCUAAUAAUGUAACCCACACACCACUCGGGGAAUGGCCGGGGCUUCAGGAACCCGACUUUUGCUUCAGGGCUGCUUCAGGGCUGCUUCAGGUGUACUGAACUGCCCCCUGAAGGCUUCAGGUCUGACACUGCCAACAGGCCGGAAGCACCAUAUAUGUACAGCGCACUGAAGCAUUUCUUGUCUGUAAUUUCGUCAUAUCACAUAUGUUAUCACAGGUUUUGCCAGAGAAUGGAGAAGAGGAUGCGCACAACAUUCACGGUCGCCUACCAUACGUCAACCGCUGGUCUCCGAUGUUAUAAUGAUGGAACUUUGUAACUUGAUCGCACA
Molecule: messenger RNA, 1203 nt
Organism: Chlamydomonas reinhardtii
Lineage: Eukaryota; Viridiplantae; Chlorophyta; Chlorophyceae; Chlamydomonadales; Chlamydomonadaceae
Exons: 3
Coding region: 295-474 (59 amino acids)
Source: RefSeq, a predicted model, not a curated record